Messenger RNA from Gekko japonicus, 846 nucleotides. RefSeq names its product nucleolar and coiled-body phosphoprotein 1-like. Bases 1 to 846 code for a protein of 281 amino acids. The transcript is spliced from 4 exons. The record is from RefSeq and is a predicted model, not a curated record. NCBI's taxonomy places the organism in Eukaryota, Metazoa, Chordata, Lepidosauria, Squamata, Gekkonidae.
AUGGGAUUUAUCCUCAAAAUCCCUUGGUACUGGGACUAUUUUGGACUGAAGGAUACUCCUGAUGUGAGCAGUUCUGCCACGUCGGAGGAUUCUUCUGACAGUUCAGGAGAUGAAAAGCCAGCCUCAAAGCUCAAGCUUGGCCAGUACAGUGCUGUGCCACCCCCUUUGACCCUAGAAGCAAAGAAAGGCAAAGGACCAGGUGUUGCUUGUAAAAAGAUUGACAGCAGUGAGGAGGAGGAAGAGGAGAAAGCUGAACAGCCUGUGGCUAAACAACCAUCUCACCCCAAAUCUGCUGCUGUCACCCAAAACGGAGAGUCUUCCUCAGACAGUGAUUCGGAUUCCAGCUCUGAGGAGGAAGAAAAGAAGGCACCAAUGAAGCGCUCUGCCAAGCCUUUUGCAGCAAAAGGGAUGGCUAAACCAGCACAGAUGAAGCGAGUGGAGAGCUCCUCUGAUAGCUCAGAUUCUGACAGCUCAGAGGAAGAAGUUCCAUUGAAGCCUGCUCAUGGAGGGAAAAGUCCUUCCGUGAAGCCUUCCAGCGGCGCUAGUGUCACAAAGCACCAUGAGAACACUUUGGACGAAGGGGCGAUGAACGGAGGCCUGAUAGCCAAGAAGCGAAAAAGGGAAGACGAUCAGGUGUUGGAGACUCCCAAGCUCAAGAAGAGCAAAGUUAAGCCAAAGACAUCCCACUCAUUCCCCAAGAUGAAGCGGGUCUGUUGCCUUUGUCUCUGCAAAAAAACAAAACCCCAAAUGAAAUACCUGCAGAAUGAAGUGCGGUUCUUACGUCUUUGUCAGUCAUCAUCUGACACUGCUCAAGAGAAGUUAUGGGCCUCAGUGUGCAAGCGGUAA